UCUCCACGCCCCCGCUAACGCCUGGGAUGGGGCGCCCCUGAUGGGAAGCCCCUCGCCCCAGUCUGCCCCCCGCAGUAGAGCUCUGGGCGUGGAGUUUUGGGGACCGCUCUUAGUAUUCCCCUAAGCCCUCAUGGGGUGGUAGGGUCUCAGGACUCCCGGGGCCGGGGCAGGGGGGAAGUCAGAGGGUGCAGCACUCCCGUCGGGGCGCGGGGCGCCGCGGGCCACCUGUUGCGGCGCAGUGGGGGCGGCCGAGGCUCACCUGCGCGAGGGCCGGCCGAGGGCGGGCGGGCGGCGGGCGCACAGCUGAGCCCAGGGCCGCCGCCUGGCCCGCGCCCCGGGCUUCCGCCAGGUCAGCUGACCGCCCAGUGCGGAACUACGCGCCCGGCCCGCGCUGCCCCCGUCGCCGCCGCCGCCGCCACGCUCCGCGCCCUGCACUUGGUGCCGCGCGGCCGCCCCGUCGCCAUGGCCGGGCUUGUGGUCAGUGGAACUCAAGUGUCCUACAUAGGCCAGGACUGCAGAGAAAUUCCAGAGCACCUCGGCAGGGACUGUGGACAUUUCGCAAAGAGGCUCGAUCUAAGCUUUAACCUUUUGAGGUCACUGGAAGGACUGAGUGCGUUCGAGAGCCUGGAGGAACUCAUCUUGGACAACAAUCUGCUCGGGAACGACCUCGUGUUGCCAGGGUUACCCAGGCUCCAUACCUUAACCCUCAACAAGAACCAAAUUACUGACUUGGAGUGUCUGCUUGAUCACCUGGCAGAAGUGACACCAGCUCUGGAGUAUCUCAGCCUGCUGGGUAAUGUGGCAUGUCCCAAUGAGCUGAGCAGCUUGGAAAAGGAUGAGGAAGACUACAAGAGGUACAGAUGCUUUGUUCUGCACAAGCUGCCCAAUUUGAAGUUUCUGGAUGCUCGAAAAGUAACUAAACAAGAACGAGAGGAAGCUUUGGUCAGAGGGGCAUUCAUGAAGGUGGUGAAGCCCAAGGCUUCAAGUGACAGCGUUGCUACCUCUCCAGAGUGCCACUACACACCCCUGCCUUCUGCUUCCAGGGAACUCACCAGUCACCGAGGCCCCAUGAGUUUUAAAGCAGCCUCCACUGCUCCACAUGACUCUACUUUACGCAGAAAAAUUGCUUCUGGAGACAGAGAUGGGCCUCCUCUUUUUCCCCAACUUGUCUGGAGAUCAAGAAGGUGUCCUGGGGAAGUGUCGCUAUAUUUACUAUGGGAAAAACUCAGAGGGCAACAGGUUUAUCCGAGAUGACCAGCUCUGAAGGCAAGUUCUGUAUGCCUUAGCCCAUGUUGUGAGAAUAAAAGAAAAAGAGAAAGUAAAAAUAAAG
Messenger RNA from Equus quagga, 1330 nucleotides. It is a transcript of the gene LRMDA, whose product is annotated as leucine rich melanocyte differentiation associated. The record is from RefSeq and is a predicted model, not a curated record. Gene Ontology annotation, molecular function: protein binding. The transcript has 8 exons. NCBI's taxonomy places the organism in Eukaryota, Metazoa, Chordata, Mammalia, Perissodactyla, Equidae. Gene Ontology annotation, biological process: melanocyte differentiation. The coding region runs from base 463 to 1254 and encodes 263 amino acids.